AUGUUGGACUAUAUUUUCCACAAGCUAGCUAACAGGAUAGUUGGGAAGCAGAGAGAAGCUGAGAAGUGGACUGGUAGACUAUGCCCCAAAAUUCAGAAGAAAUUAGACAAAUAUGUUGAGUGGGCAAAGAACUGCAGGGUAAAAGAAUAUGGCAAAGGUGUAUUUCAGGUUAUGUCUCUGAACAACACAUAUGUUGUGGAUCUCAACAUGAAUAGCUCUGAGUGUAAGAGAUGGGAGCUAUCUGCCAUACCUUGCCAUCAUGCUAUUGCAUGUUUCAGGCACGAGAGGAUUGAACCAAAGAGCAUGGUUCAUGAGUGCUAUACAGUGGAAAACUACAAGGAUUGCAAUGGAUGGAACCUGAUGCCUAUAAGUGACAUGAAGAAGUGGGAAAAGAUGCAUGGUAUCCCUGUCUUCCCACCUAUAUACACAAAAGUCAUGGGUAGGCCAAAGAAAAAUAGAAAGAAAGAGCCAGAAGAGAAACAAGAUAAGAAUGGACUGAAGAAAAUUUCCAAACAUGGUGUUACAAUGCACUAUUCUAUAUGUGGAGCUGCUGCCCAUAACAAGAAGGGACACCACAAUCACCUAAAUGAAAAACCAAGACCAGUACCGGCAGAGGAGGCAGAGGAGGAAGAAGAUUAUGCUGAUCAAAGCAUCACUGCUAACAUUAUGCCACACAGAGUAAUUCCUCAAUUGGACCCAACACAAAGGCCAGAUUGUAUGGUGUACAAGAUGCAGGAAAAGGUAACUUAUCAAAUUCCACAUAUUUAUUUAUUGCCACCUAAUUUCUUGCAAUGUUCUCACAUAAAAUGCAUGUGCCAGGAGAAGUUCACAUACCCAACAGUUAGAGACUUUGGUCCACUUCCAGAAUCUACCUUCAUUGCAAAUGCAAGAGACUCAAUCCCAGUAGCAAGAGUGACAACAGCAAUGGCAAGUGGCAUGGUCAGAAGAAAUGCAGAUGCAGCAGCAGAAUCUAGUGCCAGGAAAAGGCAGGCUAGAGGAGGGACUAGAGCUCCAAGAGGAGGGAGGAGUGCUGGAAGAGGAGGAGCUACAGCUCCAAUAGGAGGGAGGAGUGCUAGAAGAGGAGGAACAAAUGCUGCAAGAGGAGGGAGAAAUGUUGGAAGGGGUGAAACUCAUUCUACCACAGGAGGAACAGAUUCUGGCACUGGAGGAACAAAUGCUCCAAGAGGAGCUAGAGCUGCUGCCCCUGGCUUCUACAAUCUGUUGUUUGUAAAUGAUGGAGGGAGUGCACAUCAAGCGCCACAAUUCAUGCAAGCAGAGGAGGAAGUUCUUGUUAGCCAGAAUGCACCAAAUGUUCUCUACGAGGAUGGCUGGCCUAAUGAUCUUCAUGAUUUUCUUUCACUUUAGUUUAAGUCAUGUGUGUUUUAGUUCAUGAAUGAACUUGUCAAGCAUCUUAGUUAAGUUCAUAAAUGAACUGCUCCUUUUGUUGGAGUUCAGAGACAAAAAUUGGUUUCAAAUGAUAUUUUGGUAUGGUUCA
Molecule: messenger RNA, 1495 nt
Organism: Triticum aestivum (bread wheat)
Lineage: Eukaryota; Viridiplantae; Streptophyta; Magnoliopsida; Poales; Poaceae
Exons: 2
Coding region: 1-1365 (454 amino acids)
Molecular function (GO): zinc ion binding
Source: RefSeq, a predicted model, not a curated record